Molecule: messenger RNA, 510 nt
Organism: Entamoeba invadens IP1
Lineage: Eukaryota; Evosea; Mastigamoebida; Endamoebidae
Exons: 1
Coding region: 1-510 (169 amino acids)
Molecular function (GO): GTPase activity; GTP binding
Source: RefSeq, a predicted model, not a curated record
AUGACAUUACCCAUAGACGCCUCUGAAACGUAUUACAACAAUCACCCAGUUAGAAUGAUUUCCCAAAGUACUAUAAGAGGUAAAUCAGCAAUAUUAAUUAUAUACAGUUUAAGAGAUGUUGGUACAUUAAAUGAAGUCGACAAUUACAUCAAAGCAAUAGAAAAGAAUGUUCGAAAAACAAAUGAAAGAUUAACAAAUGAUGUUAUUGAUAUGUCAGAUCUUUUUUAUCAACCAAUUUUGUGUGUCGUUGGCAAUCAGCGAGACGAAGAAGACAAAAUCCAGGUGAGUCAGAGAGAAAUCGUGAAGAAAAUGACAUGCACACAAACGCGAUUUUACGAGAUGAGUGCAUUGAAGUGUGAUGGAGUGUUUUACGUUAUUGAUGAUGUGACUAAACGUUCAUUACUAAAACGAAGAUAUGAACAAAGCAUUCUCAACGAAGUUGAAAACACAGCCACACCACAUUUUGGAAAGCAAAGUCAUAGUAAAGAAAAUAAAUGUGUUUUAAUUUGA